AUGUUGACCAAAACAGUGGUCGAUAAUCAAAGGGACUGGGCAGACAAGCUAUUAGAAACACUUUGGGCCUAUCGCACAUCUAUCAGGAGAAGUACACAGGCGACACCCUACUCCUUAGUCUACGGUCAGGAAGUAGUACUUCCAAUGGAGAUAAAAGCUAUAUCCUCCAAAGUGGCCUCCGCAAUGGGUAAGAAAAUCAAGCCAGAGGACUUAGAUACAUUACUUGCAGACAAACUUGAGGUAGUGGAUGAAAUUAGAGAUACAACCUCACAGAAGCAAAUCAAGUACAAACAUACCCUAGUUAACAAUUUCAAUAGAAACUUAAGGUCUAGAAGCUUCAAAGAAGAGGAUAAAGUAUUGAAGACUGCUCUCAAUCUUAGACAAGGUAAGUCUGCAGGAAAAUUUGCACCAACAUGGGAGGGGCCUUACUUGAUAAAAGAAGUCCACAAUUCGGCCUACUAUGUAUUAAAAACUGUAGGCAUAGGUGAGGAUGAUGAAAUCAUAAAUGGUUACUGGUUGAAACCUUACUUUGAUUAG
Nelumbo nucifera (sacred lotus) is the source of this 537-nucleotide messenger RNA. RefSeq lists its product as uncharacterized. The record is from RefSeq and is a predicted model, not a curated record. Gene Ontology annotation, molecular function: nucleic acid binding. Lineage: Eukaryota; Viridiplantae; Streptophyta; Magnoliopsida; Proteales; Nelumbonaceae.